AUGGCAGGGAACUUUGGUGCUGGAAGUUCAGCAUUACAACUUCUUGAGCAAUACAAUGAUCAGAGAUUAGAAAAGGAUAAAAAGCUCGAGCAUAUAGAACGUAACAAGCCUACAGAGCAAAAAAAUUACCUAGAUCCAGAUAAAAGAGCAAGUUGGCGUCGUGGUAGUCUAGACGGCGGCAAUAAUGAUUGGAAGAGUUUGUAUGACGAUAUGUUUCAAGAUAACUUACGUAUGAACAAACAGCUACAAGACAAAGAUAAGGAAAUUGCGCUUUUAGAAAAAGUUGUGGUAUAUUUGAGGGACAACAUUGGUGUUGUCAAUGCAAAGUAUAAUGUCAAUAAGAAUAGUACUUUGGAAGAUCUCAAGAAGGUGGUUACAGAGAUAGACAAUGCAAAACAUGAGCAUCAAUUUGCACUACCACCUAGAUCUACAGAAAGGACGAACAAUCAAAGGACAACAGAUCCACUUGAUGACUUCGAAAAUGAAAUGAAAUUGAAGAAAGUCUCAGAAAACACACCUAGACCUACCCCCAGUGCUACAGGAUCAUUUCAAAGUAAUUCCACAAAAACUCAGUCAUCUGAGGAACCAACUUUACCUUCUAGUUAUGCAAAUAAACUAAACAUAAGCCCUAUCCGUAUUACUGAGGCACCUCAAAAUUUCACUAGCCCAGCCACAUCCGUUACAUACACAACUUCAAGAAUAACAAUUUCGUCACCCAGAUCAGUAAGGCAUGAGCCAAAACAAGAUACAACUGCACAAGUACCGGAGUCACCUUCAAGGAGAAUAGUAAGUCAAACCAUAAGAAAGCAGCAAAAUGGUCCUCUGGAAUCGUGUAGCAAUAGUCAGUCGGGGAGAAAUACACCAACUAAGCAUCUAGAAAAGGAUCAAAGUGUUGAUCGUAGUUUUGCUCCAAUGAGUCCACCCAGAACAGACUUUCAAAAACCAAAGGGACAAGACUUUUCACCUAGCUCUAAAGAAAAAAUUGACAACUUUGCUGAGCUAUUGGAGGCAUCGUUUGGUGAAGAGGAAGUUAGUAAACACGACACCCAAAAUGGCCAUCAGGAUUUGAAGAAGUCCAAUGCUAUAAAAUCUCAAGGUUUGCCUAAUGUUACAAUUAAUGCAAGUAUCACAUCUACACCAGUUUCUGCUCAACAACUAGGAUCUCCCAUUAUUGUAAACAAGAAGAAAGAUGUUUUGGUAAAUCAUGACAGCCAGAUGUCGACUCCAGGUACAUCAUCGAUUGUAUCAAGUAUUGUACCUGGUUCAUUGCCUAAUGAAACUCCGUUAGGUCGUGCUGACAAUUUAAGGCAUGAAAGAGAAUAUCUCCCAUCUAAUGAACAAAGACAAGAAACACCAUCCCACAUUAGUCCACAGAAACCCCCGGCAAAUUCACAACAGGGUUUACGAGUUGAUUUAACUUCAGUAAAUAGAGAUAACAGCCUCAGAAGUAACCCUUCGCUAAAGCCUGUUACUUCAGAUAUACCAUUGUUUGUUCAACCAGAGGACUUGGGCACAAUCCAGAUACAGAUACUAAGUACCCUGUACAAAGAUCCAGAAAUUAAUUUUCAAGGAGAAGAGAAUUCAGUGUUAUUCAGUGUCAUCGAUCGUAGUUCCAGCCAAGAGAUGUUUAAAUUCAGCAAGUCUUUAAAAAAAUUAAGAGAGUUAGAUGUGUAUCUGAAAUCUCAUAUACCGUCUGUAUCCAUUCCAGAUUUGCCGUCCGAACAACUGUACAAAUCACUGUUACCUGUUAGGGUAGAUCAGAGAAGAGAAAUGCUAAAUGGAUAUUUUUCAAGUUUAGUGAGUAUUCCGAAUUUUCCCGUAAAUGUUGGUUUGAAAAUUGCUGAAUUUAUUAGCACGGAUACGGUAAUGACACCUCUGACUUUAGGAGACACAUUAUAUGAAGGAAGGCUACUGAUGAGAAAACCAAAGGCUCUCGGUGGUGGCAAUACUUGGAAGUUAAGGUAUGGUGCGCUCAAUUCCAAAACUCUUCAGUUGUUAGAGAAUGAUCAGAUAAUGGAACAAGUAAAAGUAAGGCAAGUGUCUUUAGAAAUAUUGCCGAAUCUACCUGAUGACAAAUUCGGCACAAAGAAUGGCUUUCUUUUAACUGAGCAUAAAAAAUCAGGUUUGUCGGGAUCAAACAAAUAUUAUUUAUGUACUGAAACUGCAAAAGAGAGGGAAGGAUGGAUAUCAGCAUUGCACGGUUUACUGGAUCCUAAUUCUAGUAACUUGGCACCCUCAACUUCAAGUAUUCGUAGUGGAAGUAAUCAUACUGAUAACAUUUCUUUCGGUAGACCCGAUUCUUCUAAACCUGAUCCGCAUUACGUGACAGAUUUAAGCAACCAUCGUAACAGCUAUAAUAUUGAAACAGCUAGCAACUAUAGUGGGAUAUCUUCUCCGUCUGGUAUUUCUGAACAGAAUGAGGGUGCUGAUGAUGAAAGAGAAUCAAGGCGUAUGAAAAUGAGAAGUAUAUUCCCAUUCAAGAAGAUAGCUGGAGGAGUUUUCCCCCAUGAUGAGGAUAGAGACACUGAGAAUGAUAGUUUGAACAAAAGUGUGGAAACAUUUGUCACAUCAAAUAAUGAUAACUACUCCCAAAGAUUGGUGGAAUCGACACCUUUACCUGUGUCUUUGAAUACAGUUUUUGGUGCUCCAUUGCAGAAAUCUAUGCAGCUGAGCUCGAAGACAUAUCAACGUCAAUAUCAUUUACCAAGUAUAGUGUACAGAUGUUUGGAGUAUCUUUACAAAAAUCAUGGUAUUCAAGAAGAAGGUAUAUUCCGUUUAAGUGGGUCAUCAACCUUGAUAAAGCAGCUACAGGAAAAGUUUGACCGUGAGUAUGAUGUUGAUCUAUCAAAUUUUAAUAACAAACUCGAGGGUGCUGGCAAUGAAGAUGACAGUAAUGGUGGGCAAUUCAUUAGUGUAAACACUGUUUCAGGUUUAUUGAAAUUGUAUCUGAGACAGCUUCCGCAUCUGAUUUGUGGUGAUGAUGAGUAUGGCUAUUUUAAAGGUGUUGUUGAUAUGAACCAUGACAACCCUGCCAAGAUAGCUCUAGGUUUUCGUGAUAUUAUUGCAAGUGGCAAGAUUCCUCACCAAAAUUUAUCUUUAAUGUACGCUCUCUUUGAAUUGCUACUACGAAUCAAUGAAAAUAGUCGCUAUAAUAAAAUGAAUUUGAGAAAUCUAUGUAUUGUUUUCUCGCCAACCCUUAAUAUUCCAAUAGGUGUCCUACAACCAUUUAUUGUGGAUUUUGCAUGCAUAUUUAAAGGAGCAGAUCCAAUCCCAGACUCUUCGAGAGAGCAAAUUGAUAUUCAUAUACCGAAUGUGUGA
Nakaseomyces glabratus is the source of this 3318-nucleotide messenger RNA. RefSeq names its product GTPase-activating protein BEM3 (gene BEM3). NCBI's taxonomy places the organism in Eukaryota, Fungi, Ascomycota, Saccharomycetes, Saccharomycetales, Saccharomycetaceae. The record is from RefSeq and is a predicted model, not a curated record. Gene Ontology annotation, molecular function: phosphatidylinositol binding. Gene Ontology annotation, biological process: signal transduction; regulation of GTPase activity. Gene Ontology annotation, cellular component: cytoplasm.